Molecule: messenger RNA, 888 nt
Organism: Brugia malayi
Lineage: Eukaryota; Metazoa; Nematoda; Chromadorea; Rhabditida; Onchocercidae
Gene: Bma-exos-2
Exons: 8
Coding region: 1-888 (295 amino acids)
Biological process (GO): nuclear polyadenylation-dependent rRNA catabolic process; exonucleolytic trimming to generate mature 3'-end of 5.8S rRNA from tricistronic rRNA transcript (SSU-rRNA, 5.8S rRNA, LSU-rRNA); CUT catabolic process
Cellular component (GO): cytoplasmic exosome (RNase complex); nuclear exosome (RNase complex)
Molecular function (GO): RNA binding
Source: RefSeq, a predicted model, not a curated record
AUGUCGCUGGAAAUUGCUGGGCCUUCUAAUUUCAAGGAACUGGAUAUAGUCGCAACGGAGAGACGAGUUCCCGAGAACAAACUCAUUGUACCUGGUGCUAAAGUUACUUCCAAUCCCGAUUUCAUGAGGGGACAUGGGACAUACACGCGCGAUGAUAACUUAAUAGCAUCAGUAGCUGGUACUGUUGAGCAAGUUAAUAAACUUGUUUCAGUACGACCCCUGAAAAGCAGAUAUAACGGAGAAAUCGGAGAUGUAGUGAUUGGGCGAAUUACGGAAGUACAACAGAAAAGAUGGAAAGUUGAAACGAAUUCCAGACUGAAUUCAACGUUACUUCUUUCCAGCGUAAACUUGCCAGGUGGUGAGCUGAGGAGAAAAUCGGUGGAAGAUGAACGGAUGAUGCGUGAAUACCUCAAAGAGGGUGACCUUAUAAGUGCUGAAGUACAAAAGGUGCACUCAGACGGACAGUUGUCAUUACACACGAGAAAUUUGAGAUAUGGAAAGCUUUCGCAAGGGACUUUGGUAAAAAUUUCUCCAUAUCUUGUCAAACGAAGAAAAUCACAUUUCCAUACGUUGCCAUAUGGUGUUUCUGUAAUUUUUGGACGUAACGGUUAUAUCUGGAUAGCACCUGUAGCAAGUGAAGAGCAGAACAUGACCGGAGGUUAUUCUCAGAAUUUGGAAGAGGUAAUACCAAUGAAAAUCCGAACAGUUAUUGCACGUGUGGCAAAUUGUGUAAAUAUUCUUGCCAUGCACCAUAUUCCACUCUAUGAUACAACAGUGGUGCUUGCUUAUGACGCAUCUCUCAAUUCUGAGAUAAAGGACCUGUUGAAGCUGGAACCAUCCACAAACAUAGCGACAGAAGUUGCGCUGCAGCUGGAAAAGAAUUGUUGA